This is a messenger RNA of Epinephelus fuscoguttatus (brown-marbled grouper), 935 nucleotides long. RefSeq names its product required for excision 1-B domain containing (gene rex1bd). Bases 146 to 598 code for a protein of 150 amino acids. The transcript is spliced from 5 exons. The record is from RefSeq and is a predicted model, not a curated record. NCBI's taxonomy places the organism in Eukaryota, Metazoa, Chordata, Actinopteri, Perciformes, Serranidae.
UACACUGAACAGCAACGUCAUUUCCGGGUAACGUUGCUGCUGAUUCACACGCUGAAGUGAAGCUACCUCCUGAAUUUACAAAAUAUAAACAUGUCACUGUGAUAAACCGUGGAAACUCUGCGACAGUAUUUUCCGACACGUUAACAUGGUGCCUACAGACUUUAAAGCCCUGAUCCAGAGGUUUUAUCAACUUCAGUCUGAGCGGCUAGAGACCUAUCAGCUCUUUGAAGAAGGACAUGAAGCCUACCUGAGGACAGGACCCCAUUAUGACUUCGACCACUACAGGCAGCUGGUCCAUGAGGUAACGCAAGCCUUCUGUGGGAUCUCCAAGGAGGUGCUGGAGAUCAAGGGGAAGCUGCACCAUGAGUUUGACAGACCAGCUCUCUCUGAGCACAUUGAAAAGCUUCAGAGCAAAGAGAAGGAGAAACUUGAACUGACAGCCAAGCUGCAGCUGGCCAGGCAGCGGGCCCAGGAUCACCCGGAGGACGAAGGCUGUCAAGAACAGAUUCAGGAGAUCAAGCACGAGAUCAUCAAGAACAAAGAGGCUCUGAGUGAGAUCAUGCAGGACUUUAAGUAUGACUCUGAGGAGGGUGAUUGACAGGUGGCUCCCGGGAGGCCUGCAGCCGCCCUCUCACAUCACCAAACGGCUGAGCUGACGGAUCGACUCGGCUCUGCUGCAACUUCCAUCUUGGACUCCUCUGCUGCACUUAUCGAUCCCCCUCUGGCUCCACCCUGCUCGCUGCUGCAGUCUUACUCCACCCUGCAGGGGGCUUCUCACACUCUGACUCUGUGUUUCUAUCUGUAGUCAUGUGUUUGUGUUAAUGCAUGCCUCAGCAAAAAAAACAAGACAAAAAAAAAAAAAAAAGAAGAAAUGUGUAAAUAUUCUAAAGGUUAAAUAAUUCCAGGAGGCUCAUCCCGUUGUCUUUGUUUACUUG